Plasmodium gaboni is the source of this 861-nucleotide messenger RNA. The record is from the annotation of a RefSeq genome assembly. Lineage: Eukaryota; Apicomplexa; Aconoidasida; Haemosporida; Plasmodiidae.
AUGACGAACAAAAAGAAUUGUACUAUUUUUACAUUAUAUAGUCCUUAUAAGAAACAGAAGAGAAAAUUAUAUUAUAUGUCAUUUAAAUUUCUUUGUUUAAGUUUAUAUAUCGUUGUAUUUUAUUAUGUAUUUCUAAAUAAUUCUUUAGAACAUGGAAGCUUAGAAAUUGUUAAAAAUGGCAAUGUAUAUGAACGAAAUUUAGGUGAGGCAGAAAAAAAUUUUAAGGGUUGAAAAAGGAAAAAUAAUUCAAAACAUAAAAUAGAGGAUGUAAAAAAAAACAAAAAUCAAUAUAAGUGUAAAGAUCAAAAGGUAAAGGAAAAUAGAUACAGUACUAAUAAUGAUCUAGGGAAUACUAACAUGAAAAACAAAUGUAAUAGUUCAAUAAGUAAUAUAAAUUAUAAUGAUAUAUCAAAGAAUUUAACAGAAAAGGAAUUAUUAGAUGUAUUAAAUUCAUUAAAAGAAUGUCCAUUAAAUCAAGAUCUUAGAAAUAUAUGGACUCACACACUUGGUAUUAAAGAAGGAUUUGUUAAUGUAUUGAAUAUAUUAAAGGCAUUAAUACAUAAAUACUUAGAUAAUGAUAUUUAUGAGGGUACUAUUAAUAGUACUGUUAAGUCCUCUGUAUAUGGAAAUAUAUGGGAUAAAAAUAUUUCCAGACUUUAUGAAACAUUAGGAACAGAAGAGAUUUUAUACACUAAUAAUUUUUUUAGUCUAAUUAAUGGUAAACAUACACUUGAUCAUAUAUUGAAAUUUAUUUAUUCAUUCUUAGAACAUUUUAAGGCAUUAAAAAAGGAAUUACACCAAAAACACCAAAAGGAACUUAUCGAAAGUAUUGCGCAAAACUUACAUUCAUUUAAAAAAUAA